Lytechinus variegatus (green sea urchin) is the source of this 2118-nucleotide messenger RNA. It is a transcript of the gene stx18, whose product is annotated as syntaxin-18-like. Gene Ontology annotation, cellular component: SNARE complex; membrane; endoplasmic reticulum. NCBI's taxonomy places the organism in Eukaryota, Metazoa, Echinodermata, Echinoidea, Temnopleuroida, Toxopneustidae. The transcript is spliced from 11 exons. Bases 39 to 983 code for a protein of 314 amino acids. Gene Ontology annotation, biological process: retrograde vesicle-mediated transport, Golgi to endoplasmic reticulum. The record is from RefSeq and is a predicted model, not a curated record.
CCUCUUAGAAUGACGUGUGAAGCUAAAAACUUGUCAAUAUGGCAGCAGACAGAACUUCACUCUUCAAAGCAUCAAUUAAAACAGUUCGGACAAGAAAUAAAGCUCUUGGAGUUACCAAAGAUACUUCUAAGUCAUCCCUCUUGAGUCAUGCAAAACCCAUGAAAGAUGAUUUUGCUUUAAAGGCAAAAGAAGUGGUUAUCACAAUCUCCAAGCUGAAAGAUUUUUUGCUUGAACACAGGAAGCAAUAUAUCAAUGCUGCAAGUCAUCUUGUGAAUGAUGGCUGUCACAUGUCAGAUGCUGAGAGAGAUCAGAUAGACUCAGACGCCCAGGAUUUUAUGCGAACAUGUACAGAUACGAUAAGGUUGCUCAAGGCAGAAGCUCAUCGUCAGAAUGUCCCUUCCCAAGUGAGACAACAUAGAGAAGCAGUGUUUGAACUCAUCGAUGAUUACCUGAAAGGUGUAUGUAAGCUGUAUAGCGAACAGAGGGCAAUUAGAGUGAAGCGUGUUGUUGACAAGAAACGCAUAUCAAGACUGAGACAGGAAGGACCCUCAGCUCGGUUGAAUCAACCUGUUUCUAACAAGGAAGAAGAGAAGUUAAAAAAAAACCCAGCAUUUGACCUGAAUCUAACAAGUCCAGAAGAUGAAGAAGAUGAUGACCUAUCACCAGAUGAGAUAAGAAUGUUUCAACAAGAAAAUGAGAGGUUAUUCAAUGAUAUGAACUGCCUCGUGGAUGAAGUAAGACAAAUUGAGGGCAAAGUCGUUGAGAUUGCACAACUCCAGGAGAUUUUCACUGAUAAAGUCCUCCAACAGAGUGCAGACAUUGACAGGAUUGGGGACACGGUGGUGCACACAACAGAAAACAUCACAGCAGCUAAUCAAGAUAUAAGAGAAGCAAUCAAGAAUAAUGCUGGCAUGAGAUUAUGGAUCCUCUUCUUCCUGGUCGUCUGCUCUUUCUCUCUCCUCUUCCUUGACUGGUAUAGCUAGCGAACACCAUCAUUUACCAAUAUGUAAUCUCUUCAUGCCAAUAAAAUUCAAAAUAUAUAUCAAAGUUUGCUCAUCUCUGAAGGUGUCCAAGACUGUAUACAUUUCAUUUGCUUGGAAGGGGGAGGGAUACAAAUUAUCUUUGAGUCCCCAUUUUAGUGAAAAAUUAUUUUGGUCAUCGAUUAAAGAGUGGAGGGUUUGAGUAGCAGUGAUUGUAAAAGUCAAGGAGCUUUUGAUAACUUAACCCUUUGCCUACUGGAAGCGAAUGGUCCCUGUACAUGGCCUAUUGGGAUUUUAGAAUGCAGUAUUCCAAAGGUUAAACCUGUUGCCCACUGCUAUUACAAUAGCCCAGCACAACGACUGCGUGUAACAUUGAGAAUUACAGAAUUCUGUAGUCAACAGGGGAACAAGGACAAAGAGGAUAGAAUGUUUCACCAAAUUCUGUGUUUCUAAGAUACCAUCAUUGCUUUAAAUGCUUUCACUAUCUUAAAAGGAGUUACCAUCACGUGUCUACAUCUAUGUACCCCUACAGGCCACCGCACACCUUCGCUUGGCCUGCAACCCUAUUUCGUAAUAAAGUGUAGUAAAACUGAUGCGAAUAUUGAGACAUGGAACAUCUAAAUCAUCAUACAAAUACUUCUAAUCAAAUAUGCGCAUAUGCUACCUUCCUUAUUAGAAUAAAAGUGAAUUGAAUAUCUAGUCGUAAUGAUGUCAUAUCAAUCGUAUGAUUGGCUACGAUUUGAAACUAAUUUGGCCCUUACUCAAAAUAAAGGCUUGCAAUCAUCUCAUAAUUUUUGUAUGAGUAUUCUUACAGUCAAUUUGAACCUAAAAUUAAAAAGAAAAAAAUAAAUUCACAUUUUCAGGAAGAAAUCUAAAUGCAAUAAGUUCCAUAAUUGGAUCAGUCGUACAAAGGUGUGUGGAGGCCUCAUUAAAUUUGUGCCGUGACAUUACUGUUGACCGUAUUGAGGGUACGCUUUCAUAGUCGUCUGAUAAAACCUAAUGUAAAAUCAUUAGAGACUCAUUACAUUACAUGUAGUUGAUGGAGGGAGGGGGGAAGGUGGAAGUCCACACAUUGGUAUUCAUUUCAUCAUCCUCUCUCUUUAUUUCUUUUUGAAAACUUUCUCAUGACCUUUUAAAG